AUGGCUCGCGGAGGAGCGCGCCUUCGCCUACAGCCGCAUGGAGCUGACACUAUCUCCAACUCCGGCGAGACAUUUCUAUGGAUCGGCUUCAAGCAGACCGGCAGUGACCCGGUGGUCUGGCUCUUCUGCCUCAUAGCCCACCUGCAUCUCGCGGCCAACGGCUUCAAGAACUUCUUCCCCUCCGUUAUCAAGACCCUCGACCUCGGCGACACUAUCACCCUCGUGAUGACUUACCCGCCCUACCUCAUUGCCGGCGCCGUCACCAUCCUCGUCUCCUGGAGCUCGGGCACCUACGGCGUUAAUAGUCUAAUUCUCGGCUUAUGCGGCAGCGUCUACGGCCAGACAAAGGAGAAGAACACCGUCGCCAUCAGCAUAACCAAGGCUUCCGAGCCUCACUACAUCCCCGCCAUAUCCGCCUCGUGCGCGUUCAGCCUGGGCACCGCGGCCAUCGCCUGGAUCGUGAAGAUCAUUAUGAAGAAGCGCAACGAGAAGCUCCGGGCCGGCGAGGACGAGCAGCAGAACUUCUACGUGUGCUAG
Messenger RNA from Microdochium trichocladiopsis, 537 nucleotides. RefSeq lists its product as uncharacterized. Gene Ontology annotation, cellular component: membrane. Bases 1 to 537 code for a protein of 178 amino acids. Gene Ontology annotation, molecular function: transmembrane transporter activity. The record is from RefSeq and is a predicted model, not a curated record. The transcript is spliced from 3 exons. Lineage: Eukaryota; Fungi; Ascomycota; Sordariomycetes; Xylariales; Microdochiaceae.